GCGGAGGUGUGUGUCUGCUGACUGAGUAGUGACAGAGAUGAGGCUUUUUAAAAACGUACGUGGCACCGUUUGUGUAUCAAUGUUCUGUGUACAAAUACCGUAUUUGCCACAUGUGGCAAUAACUGUUAUUUGGCAUAUUUUUCUUGUUUUGAGUGAUGACUUAAAAUUUUUAUAACCUUUAAUUCAAAUGCAUGUUAAAGGCUGAUACGUCUUUUAACCUAUGUGAUACAUAUUUUAUCCUCAUUUUUGAAACUGAUACUGAAGAAGGUUGUUUAUAUUUUCACAGCUGCAAAUUGACAGAGCUACAAUUCAGAUCUGCCACGAUGUGCCUCCAAACCUCAUGUUGUUUUCAUGAUCAGUGGCUAUGGCAGAUUUUGUCGAACUCUGAUCUCCAUGACACUGACUUUCCUUUCAUGUGAUUUGAAUGCAUAAUCAAAUUUAAGAGCUACUGUUUUGUCAUUUUCUUGAAGCUUCCUGUGCCCAGGCAGGGAUUAGCUGGUAACGUCGAGUGACUGACCAUGUGGCCUUCAUCUUUCCAGGUGUCUCGGUGUCUCUGGAGAGGCCUGAAGCAGAUCGUCCUUCCAAGUCCAGCUUAUCUCUUCCCAGCUGUUUUGCUUGAAUUUCUAGAUGACCGCUGAGCUUGCAGCUCCUGAGAGAACAAAGAUUAAGACCCAGUGUGGCCAUGCCAGCUAGUUGGACUUCGUCUCAGCUACCCUCAGGCCUGGCUAAGGAGGGUGGCAGCUUGCAGGAGGGUUCAGUGACCUUCAGGGAUGUGGCUAUAGAUUUCAGCAGGGAGGAAUGGCAGCACCUGGAACCUGCUCAGAGGAAUCUCUACUGGGAUGUGAUGCAAGAAACCUUCAGCCACCUGCUCUCAGUGGGCUAUCAAGUUCCAGAGCCGGAGGUUUUCAUGUUAGAGGAAGAGCAGGAGCUCUGGGCAGUGUGGAGGGAGCGUGCACAUCAGAGUCUCUCCGAAGAGAAAUUUUGGGAACAUCAUCAGUAUGGAAAACUCAGCAGUUAUAAACAUGCAUCUUCUGUAAAAGAGAAAAUUCAUAUUAGUGGAAAAUUCUAUGAGUUUGCUGAAUUUGAGAAGAUCUUUACCCAGAAGCCACAGCUCAAAGAUCGUACAGGAGAAGAAUUCUAUGAGUGUAUUGAAUGUGGGAAAACGUUUUUACAGAAGCCAGAAUUCAUUACGCAUCAAAAAUCCCAUAUCAAAGAGAAGCCCUGUAAAUGCAAUCAAUGUGGAAAGACUUUUUUCAAAGUAUCUUCUCUUUUUAGACUUCAGAAAAUUCAUUCUCGAGAAAAACUCCAUGAAUGCUGUAAAUGUCAGAAAGACUUCUCAAACUCAAAUCUCAGUGUUUAUCAGGAAAGUGAUACUGGAGAGACACAUCAUGAAUGUGGUGUUUGUGGUAAGAUAUUUUUACAAGUGUCCACACUUGAGGCACAUCAGAAAAUUCAUAUGGGAGAGGGAUCCCAUUUAUGUAUUGAAUGUGGACAGGCCUUUGCCCAGAAGGCACAAUUAAUUGCACACCAAAGAAGUCAUACUGGAGAAAAGCGAUAUGAAUGUAGUAACUGUGGAAAAUGCUUCAUUUCCAAGUCACAGCUGCAGGCGCAUCAAGAAACGCACACAGCAGUGAGGCAUAACGUAAGUGCUGAAUAUGGGAAAGUCCUAAGUAAUUCCAAACUCACUACACAAAAGAAAGUACAAAGUAAAGAGAAAUCUUCAAUAUGUACUGAAUGUGGGAAAGCAUUUGCUUACAGGUCAGAGCUAAUUAUACAUCAGAGAAUUCACACUGGAGAGAAACCUUAUGCGUGCAGUGACUGUGGGAAAGCCUUUACCCAGAAGUCAGCACUCACAGUGCAUCACAGAAUUCACACGGGAGAAAAGUCAUACGUGUGCAUGCAGUGUGGCCUGGCCUUCAUCCGGAAGACACACCUGAUUACACAUCAAAUAAUUCAUACAGGUGAAAAACCUUAUAAGUGUGCUUACUGUGGGAAAUCUUUUACUUCCAAGUCACAGCUUCAUGUGCAUAAGCGAAUCCAUACAGGAGAAAAGCCGUAUGUGUGCAGUAAGUGUGGGAAGGCCUUCACAAACAGAUCAAAUCUCGUGACACAUCAGAAAACUCAUACAGGAGAGAAAUCCUAUGUAUGUUCUCAGUGUGGGAAGGCCUUCACCCAGAGAUCAGAUUUGAUUACUCAUCACAGAAUCCACACUGGAGAGAAGCCUUAUGAAUGUGUUACCUGUGGAAAAGCCUUCACCCAGAAAUCACACCUUAACAUUCACCAGAAAAUUCAUACUGGAGAGAGACAGUAUGAAUGCCAUGAAUGUGGGAAAGCUUUCAACCAGAAGUCAAUCCUCAUUGUGCAUCAGAAGAUUCACACGGGAGAGAAGCCCUACGUGUGCACCGAGUGUGGAAGGGCCUUCAUUCGCAAGUCCAACUUUGUCACUCACCAGAGAAUCCAUACUGGAGAGAAACCUUAUGAGUGUAGUGAUUGUGGGAAAUCCUUCACGUCCAAGUCUCAGCUCCUGGUACAUCAGCCAAUUCACACAGGAGAGAAACCCUAUGUGUGUGCUGAGUGUGGGAAGGCCUUUAGUGGAAGGUCAAAUCUCAGUAAACAUCAGAAAACUCACACUGGAGAAAAGCCUUAUCUCUGUUCUGAUUGUGGGAAGACCUUCAGAGAGAAGUCAGAGUUGAUUACACAUCAUAGAAUUCAUACCGGAGAGAAACCUUACCAGUGUAAUAUAUGUGCAAAAUCUUUCAUUAAGAAAUCACAGCUCCAAGUACAUCAGCGAAUACACACUGGAGAGAAACCUUAUGUGUGUGCUGAGUGUGGAAAGGCCUUCACUGGCAGAUCCAAUUUGAAUAAACACCAGACAACGCACACUGGAAUUAAACCUUACAAGUGUACAUUUUGUGGGAAAGGAUUCAUUCAGAAGUCGGUGCUCAUUGUGCAUCAGAAUAUUCACACUGGAGAAAAACCUUACAAGUGUAAUGAAUGUGCAAAAUCUUUUUUCCAAGUAUCUUCUCUGUUCAGGCAUCAGAGAAUUCAUACCGGGGAAAAACUCUAUGAAUGCAGUGAAUGUGGGAAAGGCUUUUCUUACAACUCAGAUCUCAUUAUACAUCAGAAAAUUCACACUGGAGAGAGACACCAUGAAUGCACUGACUGUGGCAAAGCAUUCACACAGAAGUCCACACUCAAGAUGCAUCAGAAAAUUCACACAGGUGAGAGAUCCUAUAUAUGCAUUGAAUGUGGUCAGGCCUUCAUCCAGAAAACACACUUGGUUGCACACAGGAGAAUUCAUACGGGAGAAAAACCAUAUGAGUGCAACUGUGGAAAAGCUUUCAUUUCCAAGUCGCAACUCCAGGCACAUCAACGAAUUCACGCAAGAGGGAAGUCUUACAUAUGCACUGAAUAUGGAAAAGUCUUCAGCAAUAGUUCAAACCUCACUAUACCAAAGAAAGUACAAAGUAAAGAGAAAUCUUCAAUAUGUACUGAAUGUGGGAAGGCAUUUGCCUACAGGUCAGAGCUAAUUAUACAUCAGAGAAUUCACACUGGAGAGAAACCUUAUGCGUGCAGUGACUGUGGGAAAGCCUUUACCCAGAAGUCAGCACUCACAGUGCAUCACAGAAUUCACACGGGAGAAAAGUCAUACGUGUGCAUGCAGUGUGGCCUGGCCUUCAUCCGGAGGACACACCUGAUGGCACAUAAAAUAAUUCAUACAGGUGAAAAACCUUAUAAAUGUGCUUACUGUGGGAAAUUCUUUACUUCCAAGUCACAGCUUCAUGUGCAUAAGCGAAUCCAUACAGGAGAAAAGCCGUAUGUGUGCAGUAAGUGUGGGAAGGCCUUCACAAACAGAUCAAAUCUCGUGACACAUCAGAAGACUCAUACAGGAGAGAAAUCCUAUGUAUGUCCUAAGUGUGGGAAGGCCUUCACCCAGAGGUCAGAUUUGAUAACUCAUCACAGAAUCCACACUGGAGAGAAGCCUUAUGAAUGUGUUACCUGUGGAAAAGCCUUCACCCAGAAAUCACACCUUAACAUUCACCAGAAAAUUCAUACUGGAGAGAGACAGUAUGAAUGCCAUGAGUGUGGGAAAGCUUUCAACCAGAAGUCAAUCCUCAUUGUGCAUCAGAAGAUUCACACGGGAGAGAAGCCCUACGUGUGCACCGAGUGUGGAAGGGCCUUCAUUCGCAAGUCCAACUUUGUCACUCAUCAGAGAAUCCAUACUGGAGAGAAACCUUAUGAGUGUAGUGAUUGUGGGAAAUCCUUCACGUCCAAGUCUCAGCUCCUGGUACAUCAGCCAAUUCACACAGGAGAGAAACCCUAUGUGUGUGCCGAGUGUGGGAAGGCCUUUAGUGGAAGGUCAAAUCUCAGUAAACAUCAGAAAACUCACACUGGAGAAAAGCCUUAUUUCUGUUCUGAAUGUGGGAAGACCUUCAGACAAAAAUCAGAGUUGAUUACACAUCAUAGAAUUCAUACUGGAGAGAAACCUUAUGAGUGCACUGAUUGUGCAAAAUCUUUCACUAAGAAAUCACAGCUCCAAGUACAUCAGCGAAUACACACUGGAGAGAAACCUUAUGUGUGUGCUGAGUGUGGGAAAGCAUUUACUGACAGAUCCAAUUUGAAUAAACACCAGACAACACACACUGGUGACAAACCUUACAAGUGUGAAGUGUGUGGAAAAGGCUUUGUUCAGAAAUCAGUGCUCAUUCGACACGAGAAAAUUCAUUCUAAUGAGAAACAUGUUUGUAAAGAAUGUGGGAAUACUUUUAGUAGUGGCUAUCAACUUACUCUACAUCAGAAAAUUCAUACUGGUGAAAGGCCCUAUAAAUGUAAGGAAUGUGGGAAGGGCUUUAGGCAAAGCUAUCAACUUACUCUGCAUCAGAGAUGUCACACUGGGGAGAAACCCUAUAAAUGUCAAGAAUGUGGGAAGGCCUUUACCAUCAACUCACAACUUACUAGACAUAAGAGAAUUCAUACUGGCAAAAAACCUUGUAAGUGUAAGGUAUGUGAUAAGGGCUUUUUCAGUCAUUUAGAGCUUACUCAGCACGAGAGGAUCCACACUGGUGAGAAACCUUAUAAAUGUAAAGAAUGUGGGAAAGCUUUUCGACUUAAUUUCUACCUCACAGUACAUGAGAAAAUUCACACAGUUGAGAAACCCUAUAAAUGUAAGGACUGUGGGAGAACCUUUGGUGCCUGUGCAAAGCUUAUCCGACAUCAGAAAAUUCAUACUGGUAAGAAAUCUUACGAAUGUAAGGACUGUGGGAAAACCUUUAAUGUGCAUGGGCAGCUUAAUCGGCAUAAAACGAUUCACAGUGGUGUAAAACACUUUGAAUGUGAAGUGUGUGGGAAAGCUUUUAAUUUUAGUGGUGACCUGAGAGUACAUCAGAGAAUUCAUACUGGUGAGAAACCGUAUGAAUGUGAAGAAUGUGGGAAAGCCUUUAUACUUCGUUCAGCCCUUAUUGAACACGAGAGAAUUCAUACUGGAGUAAAGCCCUAUGAAUGUAAGGAAUGUGGGAAGACCUUUAGGGGGCGCUCUCAAGUGAGUCUGCACAAGAAAUUUCACACUGAUGUAAAACCCUACAAAUGUACAGGAUGCAGGAAGACCUUUAGAUUUGGGUUUUACCUUAGUGAGCACCAGAGAAUUCACACAGGCGAAAAGCCCUAUGAAUGUAGGGAAUGUGGGAAGGCUUUUAUUCGUAGAGGUAAUCUUAAGGAGCACCUAAAAACUCAUUCAGGUCUAAAACCCUAUGAGUGUAAAGAAUGUGGGAAGACCUUUAGUUGGCGUGGACAGUUUACACAACAUCAGAAAAUUCAUACAGGUGUAAAGCCGUACAAAUGUAAGGAAUGUGGGAAGGCCUUUAGUCGUAGUGGAGACCUUAGAAUACAUCAAAGAAUUCACACGGGUGAAAAGCCCUAUAAGUGUAAAGAGUGUGGAAAGGCCUUUAGGCUUAAUUCACACCUCAAUGAACAUCAGAGAAUUCACACUGGUGAGAGACCAUAUAAGUGUAAAGUAUGUGAUAAAGCCUUUAGACAACAUUCACACCUUUAUCAACAUCAGAAAAUUCAUAAUGUAACCUAA
Messenger RNA from Ochotona curzoniae (black-lipped pika), 6079 nucleotides. Its product is annotated as zinc finger protein 729-like. NCBI's taxonomy places the organism in Eukaryota, Metazoa, Chordata, Mammalia, Lagomorpha, Ochotonidae. Gene Ontology annotation, biological process: regulation of DNA-templated transcription. The record is from RefSeq and is a predicted model, not a curated record. The transcript has 7 exons. The coding region runs from base 683 to 6079 and encodes 1798 amino acids.